Messenger RNA from Schistocerca piceifrons (Central American locust), 829 nucleotides. RefSeq lists its product as uncharacterized. NCBI's taxonomy places the organism in Eukaryota, Metazoa, Arthropoda, Insecta, Orthoptera, Acrididae. The transcript is spliced from 5 exons. The coding region runs from base 144 to 701 and encodes 185 amino acids. The record is from RefSeq and is a predicted model, not a curated record.
UCCCGCGUACCGCAUCGCCGAAUGAACCGCUCCGCUGCUCCUUGACACACGCACCACGCACCGGCGUACAGCGCAGCGACACGCCAGUCACAGGACUGUUACUCAUACUGGACCAGACGGCUGGACCUCCACAGCGACAGAAGAUGUCGUCCAAAUGGUGCACAAUAUCUGUGACAGCUUCUCUUACGCUGAUGGUUGCAAUGGUUUUGGCAAACGCCGAAUUACCGUUUCAGCAGAAGCAGACGCUGCAGCUGAAGAGCUUCUCGGAGUGUGAGGACCGCGGCACGGACGAGCUGCGCUUCGCCGUCACCCAGCACGACGGCCUCUUCUCGGGCAGCAUCAUCUUCAAGCGGCCGCUGGACAGCAAUGUGCAGGCGGUGACAGAGAUAUCGCGUUGGAUGGACCGCCCUAGUGAGUGGGGCCGCACGUUCCACAUCCACCGCAUCGCUGACGCGUGCCGCGGCUUCCUGGGGAUAGUCCCCAGCUUCGGACGGUCCAUAACCGAGUGCAUGGGCAUCGAAGAAGUCUGUCCGGUGCCUGCGGGCGUGUACACGCUGGACAACUGCGAGCUGAGCCUGAGCAACGUGACGCGCCGCUUGCCACCGGGGGAGUUCCGGCUGGCGGUCUCCCUGAAGAACGCCACCCACCUGCUGGGCCGCUUCAACAUCGUCGUCGAGGUGGACAACUCCAGGCCCGAGUAGCGAGGGCGUCGCCACCGCCGUGGGGCGCCUUGUCACACAGAGAGACGGGGCAGCAGGCGCAGCCUAGGUCUCGUCUGUAACACCGAAUGUCUCGAUAAAAAAAAAGAUAAAGCAGAAGUGCAUUACCG